Molecule: messenger RNA, 1224 nt
Organism: Penicillium maclennaniae
Lineage: Eukaryota; Fungi; Ascomycota; Eurotiomycetes; Eurotiales; Aspergillaceae
Product: FAD-dependent oxidoreductase
Exons: 2
Coding region: 1-1224 (407 amino acids)
Molecular function (GO): FAD binding
Source: RefSeq, a predicted model, not a curated record
AUGAUCCUCGUCACCGCAAUGAAGCCUGUAUUGAUUGUUGGCGCUGGCAUCGUCGGCCUCACACUUGGCCAAGCACUCAAGGAGAAGAACAUUCCCUUCGAGAUCUACGAACGCGAUGCAACUCCCGACGCGCGUGGCCAGGGAUGGGCCAUUACCCUGCAUUGGGCACUCGAAUAUAUGAAGAAAAUGCUCCCCGAAAAGACGCUGACUCGGAUCCGAGAUAUUCAGGUGGACCCGGAUAUCGCGCGUCACGAUAGCGGCAACUUUCUCUUCAUCAACCUCCAGACCGGAGAGCCAAAGUUCAAGAUUCCCCCCAAUGUUCGAUGGCGGGUGAAUCGCGAGAAGAUGCGACGAGCCUUGCUGCAUGGAAUCGAGGAUCAUGUUCAUUGGGACCGACGUGUCGUUGGCUUAAACCUGCAGACCGUGAAUCAAGUCCAACUGGUGUUUGCAGAUCACACGACGGUGACCGGGCGCAUCGUGGUUGGUAUCGAGGGAAGUCGAUCCGUGGUGCGACAAAUACUUCGGCCAGAUGUGUUCAGCAACAUCCCCCUUUCCAUAAACUUCACCGGCGUCGCAGUCGACUUGACGCCACAGCAAGUCAAGCCUCUGCGUGACAUGGAUCCCUUGUUAUUCCAAGGGUGUCAUCCACCCACUGGAGCCUAUUUCUGGUUCUCAAUGCUGGAAACACCUUCCGUCAAUGGAACGGCUGGCACUGAGGCCGAGCGGUAUCGUGCUCAGAUUUGUAUGUCGUGGCCUGUCAAAGGUCCCGAAGAUGCAGUCGCGACGACAGACGAAGCUCGCUUAGCGAACAUGAAGCGGCGCGCUCAAGGAUUUGCGCAAUUCUUGCAAGAGGCCGUAGAUAGAAUCCCUAACGGGACCCCAGUUACAGAGAUCACAUUGGCAGACUGGGAGUGUCUCUCAUGGAAUAACCACGGCGGGCGAAUCACUUUGGCCGGUGAUGCUGCACAUGCAAUGACAAUGUAUCGAGGAGAAGCAGCAAAUCACGGCUUGCUUGAUGCAUAUCACUUGACGGUGGCACUCGUGAGGAUUUACACCAGCGCUGCGUCACAAGGAUCAACCAUCGAUGAGUAUGAGACCGAAAUGAGAGAUCGGACAAGCCGUGCAGUAAGAUUGAGUCGUCAGGCAUGUUACGAUGCACAUGACUGGACAAAAUUAGAUGAGACGUCUGCUAUCUUGACAAAACGGGCCAUUGCCGGCAAGUAA